Molecule: messenger RNA, 412 nt
Organism: Drosophila ficusphila
Lineage: Eukaryota; Metazoa; Arthropoda; Insecta; Diptera; Drosophilidae
Exons: 1
Coding region: 108-320 (70 amino acids)
Source: RefSeq, a predicted model, not a curated record
GCUACUGGUACCAUGCCUUAUUAUCGAUAUAUCGUUGCCAUCACUGACGAAACAGCUGCGAAGCUUGGAAAACCGGACAUUUCACGGAUUUUGAAGGGAUUGCCGCCAUGCAGAAGAAACCCAUCAACGCCAACUCGCUCCUGGACAAGCUGCACCGCGGCGCCGUCUACGCCUGCAUUGGGGUCACCCUGUAUGGCACCUACGUCCUGGGGAUGCGCUAUUACCACUACUACACCGUCAUACGGCCGGAGAAGCAGCAGGCGGAACUGAAGCUCCUGGAAGAAGGGGCCCACGACAAGGCCAAGGAGCUGAAGUACUAGGAUGGCCUCGCCGCCGCCCCUUUAAUUGUUAAAUGUCUGUUAAGCGCAAUAAAUUGUAAGGAAAUGUUAGCAUUUCCAGUCGAAAUAGCCAA